Messenger RNA from Protomyces lactucae-debilis, 649 nucleotides. RefSeq names its product benzodiazepine receptor family protein. The transcript has a single exon. The coding region runs from base 161 to 640 and encodes 159 amino acids. The record is from RefSeq and is a predicted model, not a curated record. NCBI's taxonomy places the organism in Eukaryota, Fungi, Ascomycota, Taphrinomycetes, Taphrinales, Protomycetaceae. Gene Ontology annotation, cellular component: mitochondrial outer membrane.
CCUGCCAUCUCUCAUGAUGGGCCUUUCCUAUCAGACGCUCCUCAUAGCCGAUUCUUAGCUGUAUUCACUGGAAAGAUCGAGUGGCCCAGUUCUACCAAGUUGCCCCGGAUUUGAGCAUCGACAACUCAUCACACACGCAACACCUACACUCAAACGCGUCAUGUCCUUCCUCGAUUCCUUCCAGCUUCCAAGCAUCUUCUUCCAAAACCCCUACGUGGCAACCUGCUUCCCCAUCGCUGUUGGUAGUGCCAUUGGCUUCUUCACUGCAGCCGAGACCAAGAACCAAUAUGGCACACUCCGUCAACCACCUCUCAAACCCCCAGCAUGGCUAUUUGGUCCUGUCUGGACGACCUUGUAUGCAGGCAUGGGCAUCGCUUCUUACCUGGCCCGCCAUGACUCCAAAGCACGCGGACUGUAUACCCUCUCGCUUGUGUUGAAUUUCGCUUGGAUGCCCAUGUUCUUUGGAUAUGCGCAACGUUCGCUUGCUCUAGCGGAUAUCGUGGCCUUGUGGGGAACGUUGUUGACGUUGCAGGGUCAUUGGCAGCAAGCGGACGAUCGUGCCGGUCUUGUUGGAUGGGCAAAUUUGGCAUGGGUCUCAUUUGCUACAUACCUCAAUGCUGGCCUCGUCUACCUCAACUAGCCAAAGAUG